AUGCCUGCUAUUACCUUGUCCAAUGGCGCCGCUCCGGCGGCUGACACUUCCAUCGACUUACCACUGUUCGACAUCUCGCAAGAGUCACCCGCGCUGGCCAGAGAACUUGUCGAAGCUGCUGCAAAACAUGGAUUUCUCUGGAUCUCCGGAUCACCAGCCUCAUCGACGUCGUCAAACAGCGGGGACAGAGUCACACACGAUCUCGAUGCUUCCACUGUCCAGAAUGUCUUCAAUAUCGGCAGCCGUUUCUUCAAAGAAGCCAGCGAUGCCGAAAAAUUGGCUUGCAAGAUCACGAAAAAUCGCGGCUUUGUCGACAUGAAGGUCGAGAAUUUGGACCCGCAGAGCCACGCGAGGGGGGAUUUCAAACAGUGUUUCAACCUCGCAGAACCCGAGCCCGAGACGUCUGCAUGGCGCCAACCACUGCCGCCACAGUUCUCAGAGCCUGACGCGGACGCUGCACUGCGCGACUUCCACGCGCGCUGCAGAGCCAUGGCCACACGGCUUCUGCGCUUGAUCGCCAUGGGCCUGGGGAUCGAAGAUGCCAACUGGUUCGUCCCGUGUCACGACCACUCACCACAGACAGUCCGCCUGCUGUACUACCCUCAACUACCCUCCAACACGGACUAUAACGCCGAAGCCGACAUUCGAGCCGGCGCGCACAGCGAUUAUGGCAGCAUCACUCUCCUCUUCACGCGACCGGGCCAGCCUGGGCUGGAGAUCCUGAAGGACGACGGCCAAUGGGCCCGCGUGCCCGUUUCUCCGCCUGGAUACCACGACCCUGCCUUCCCGCCUAUCGUCGUCAACAUAGGCGACCUCCUACAAUUCUGGACAAACGGCCUCCUCAAGUCGACGGUUCACAGGGUCGUUCUGGUAGAACAAGAAGAUGCGGCCGCGUCCAAUAAUGGACCUGCAUCCACGAAUCCGACCUCAGCUUCCGGCCCGUCGGGUCACCUCGGACGCGACCGCUUCUCCAUCGCCGUCUUCGUGCAACCUGCCGAUGAGACCGUGCUUGUCCCGGUCCCAUCACAGGCUGUCGAAGCCCGGGCCGCGGCGUUUCGAAAGGCCGUCAUCGGACGAGGCGGCGGCUCCGCCACGGCCGAAACGCUGGGCAAAAUGACAGCCGGAGAUCACUUGCUCGGCCGCCUUAGAGCUACUUAUGGCGUUGCUGUGGCUGGGUGA
Messenger RNA from Cladophialophora psammophila CBS 110553, 1179 nucleotides. RefSeq lists its product as uncharacterized. The transcript has a single exon. The record is from RefSeq and is a predicted model, not a curated record. Gene Ontology annotation, molecular function: dioxygenase activity. NCBI's taxonomy places the organism in Eukaryota, Fungi, Ascomycota, Eurotiomycetes, Chaetothyriales, Herpotrichiellaceae. The coding region runs from base 1 to 1179 and encodes 392 amino acids.